Messenger RNA from Zootermopsis nevadensis, 2497 nucleotides. It is a transcript of the gene AIF, whose product is annotated as Apoptosis inducing factor. Gene Ontology annotation, molecular function: NAD(P)H oxidase H2O2-forming activity; FAD binding; protein dimerization activity. Gene Ontology annotation, cellular component: cytoplasm; mitochondrion. Gene Ontology annotation, biological process: apoptotic process; mitochondrial respiratory chain complex assembly. Lineage: Eukaryota; Metazoa; Arthropoda; Insecta; Blattodea; Termopsidae. The record is from RefSeq and is a predicted model, not a curated record.
CCGGAAGCAUCUCAAUUGGGAUUUGAAUUUUAUUACUCUGAGACAUUCGCCAUAUUUCGCUUAAAACGGUACAGAAAAUGUUAAGAAGCGGGAAGUUCUGUACAGAGAUAUUAGAAUAUUUUCAGUAUUCUGGUGUUUUUCUGCGACCUAAUCUUCGAGCUCAGCCUCAGUAUUUCAUUCGAUUGUAUGAUAGUGGAACAGAUGAUGGGAAAGAUGGGACAAUGAAAAUAGUUCGACCAUAUCUUAAUAUACGCACUUAUACUACUAAUUCGAAAGGAGCAAAAGGUGGAUCAUGCAAGUCACCUGAAACAACAAAGGCAAUGGAAGAACAUGUAAAAUGCAAAGACACUGAUACUUCUAAACAAACACAAAGAGAAUGUACUCAGAGCAAGGUCACUGGCCCUCCAAAAGAACCAUCAGAGAAAGAAUGUAAGCCAGUAAUGCCCAUCACACCACAGAAGGCUGAUAUUAAGCCAGCUGCAGAAUACAAAUCUCAGAGUCCAGUUGGCCAGCCACCUGUGAGCAAAUUAAUUCCAUCAGAGCAAGAAAGUAGCAAGCCCCAUAAGAUGAAAAAUGUCAUCCAACAAGACAGCCCUGGUGACACAAGUGGAAAGCAGAAAAAGUAUGGUAGGCAACUUAUUGGAGGGCUUCUUCUUCUAGCUAGUGCCUUUGCUGCAUAUUUCACAGUAUUUACAAAAGAAGAUGCAGAAGGAAAACGAGUUAAGUUUGGGGGGAAGAAUGUUCCAAAGUCAAAGAAACCUAGAAAGAUAAUCAAAUUCCCAGCAGAAUCAAAGGACAUUCCAAAUACUGUUCCAUAUUUAUUAAUUGGAGGUGGCACUGCUUCUUUUGCUGCUUUUCGGGCCAUCAAAACUGCUGAUCCAACAGCAAAGGUGCUUGUUAUUGAUAAUGAAGGUUAUUAUCCAUACAUGAGGCCUCCACUUUCUAAAGAGAUGUGGUUCAAUGAUGAUGUUGAAGCUACUAAGAAACUGCGGUUUAAACAAUGGAAUGGAUCAGAAAGGAGUUUAUUUUAUGAGCCUGAAGAUUUCUAUGUUGACUGUACGGAAUUGGCAACUCGCCCGAACGGUGGAGUAGCAAUUGCUCGUGGGUGGACUGUUAAAAAGCUUAACGCACUUGAAAGGAAAGCUAUACUGGAGGAUGGCUAUGAGAUCAGUUAUAAGAAGUGCCUUAUUGCAACAGGUUCAACUGCUCUGAACCUGCCAUUAUUUGAAGAUUCAUCACAGGACGUUAAGGAAAAAGUUACAUUGUUCAGAGGAAUUUUUGAUUUUGAAGAAUUAGAAGAUGUAAUUGAAAGUGGAUCUAAAUCAGUUGCAGUUAUUGGUGGUGGAUUUCUUGGUAGUGAAUUAGCUUGCUCGAUAGCACGGCAAUUUUAUAAGACUGGUCUUACAGUACACCAGAUAUUCCCAGAAUCAGGUAACAUGGGUAAAGUGUUGCCUGAAUAUUUGAGUUUGUGGACUGCUAACAAGUUGAAAGAAGAAGGUGUAAAUGUUAUAACAAAUGCUGAAGUUGAGGAUGUUAAAAACAUAAAGGAUCAACUGGUCCUCUCACUUAAUAAUGGAAGCAAGAUUAAGGCUGAUCAUGUAAUUGUGGCAGUUGGGGCCUAUCCUAACACAGACCUGGCUAGAUCAUCAGAUUUGGAACUGGAUGAGGAGCAUGGUGGUUUCCUGGUCAAUGCAGAACUAAUGGCUCGAACUGAUAUUUGGAGCGCAGGGGACUGUACAUGCUUCUAUGAUGUGAAACUUGGGCGUCGUCGAGUCGAACAUCAUGACCAUGCUGUGGUUUCUGGUCGUCUUGCAGGAGAAAAUAUGACUGGAGCAGGAAAACCAUAUUUGCAUCAAUCAAUGUUCUGGUCAGAUCUGAGUCCUGAUGUUGGUUAUGAAGCCAUCGGUAUUGUUGAUUCUGCACUGUCUACCGUCGGGGUGUUUGCCAAGGGUACGGACAGUGAUGUACCUAAAACUGUCACAGAUGAGAGUAACGAAGCAAAGACAGAGGCAGAACCGCAGCCAGAAUCUCCAGCUUCAGGCGUUCUAGAACUUCCGAAACAUGGUAACAAUUACGGCAAGGGGGUCAUCUUCUAUCUGCGUGAUGACAUCAUUGUAGGAAUUGUCAUGUGGAACUUAUUCAAUCGUAUGUCAGUGGCUAGACAGAUAUUGAAAGAAGAGAAGAAAUAUAGUGACUUGAAUGAAGUAGCAAAACUCUUCAACAUUCACGACGAAUAACGCGUCUGCUUUCAAGUGAAUGCGCGCGCGCACAGAGUACUACUAUUGCAAGAAUGCCAUUUUUUAUUUUGUUUAAAAUGUUAUUUUGUAACAUUGCAAUAUAAAUUUCUGUAAGGUUCAGUAUUUUGUCUUUAUGACUGCGUACUGUAUCAGAAUAAAUAACUGAUUUGGUUGCAUUUAAUGAAAUUCUCGUACAUUGUAUUUUAAUGCGUGUGUGGAAAAACUGUUGAACAGUAUAAUAAAAAAAUUUGGAUUUCAAA